AUGUCCAAACUGUGCCCACGGACCCUGUGUCUCCCUGCAGAACCCAGGGAACUGAAAGCCAGCAAAGUUUGUCCUGGAACCCCAGGAAGUACUGGGGAGAAAGGAGCUCCAGGUCCCCAAGGGCAGCCUGGACCCAGCAAGAUGGACCCCAAGGGUGAACCUGGUCCCAGUAUCCACCAAGAGCUGCUGAGCCAAGGCACCACCUUGAGUGGCUGGUACCAUCUGUGCCUACAGAGGGUGUUUCCAAGGUGACAGGAUGGUUCUGUGGAUUUAUUUCAUUUGUGGUCAUCCUACAAAGCAGGUUUUGGSAGCUAGGAGUCUGAGUUCUGGCUGGGGAAUGAGAACUUACACCAGCUCACCCUUCAGGGGGAGUUCCCAGCAAGGUCAAAGGGCUCUAAGGACUGCUCCCAGCAGGCACUGAGCAAGUUCUCAGAGGCAUUGCAGGAAGGGACUGCAGGAAGGGACUCCUUGAGCUUCCACAGCAGGAAGCCUUUUACCAUUGACACCGACCAUGACUCAAAUGGGAACAGCUGCUCAGAGGUUGUCCCUGGUGCCUGGUGGUAUGAAUCCUGUUAUCAAUCCAAUCUCAACAGUCACUAUGCAGUGUCUGAGGCCACUGCCCACAAGCAUGGCAUCAAUUGGGCCUCUAGCUGAGUUGUGGGUCACCCCUACCACAGGGUUCCAAUGAUGCUCCACUAG
Molecule: messenger RNA, 699 nt
Organism: Urocitellus parryii (Arctic ground squirrel)
Lineage: Eukaryota; Metazoa; Chordata; Mammalia; Rodentia; Sciuridae
Gene: Fcn3
Product: ficolin 3
Biological process (GO): complement activation, lectin pathway
Molecular function (GO): antigen binding; carbohydrate derivative binding; signaling receptor binding
Source: RefSeq, a predicted model, not a curated record